AGGUUUGCUGAUUUUCAGGUUUUGGUGUAAUUCACUUCUCUAUUUAAUAUUGGGAUCGUUUUACGCCACUUUAACACAGGUCCAGCUUUAACACGGUGACAGACGGUAAAUGAGUUGGUAUCUGGGGCACCCCUUAGAGUCUAGCAAGUUCUUCGCCUUUCUUGAUAUCGACAAAACGUCACUAUGAAGACAUUCACAUGGUUGUGGAUAAUCUUAGCAUUGCUGGUGUUGAAUCUACAACUGAUUCAAGGGAGGUUGAACAGUGAUGAUGAAAACGAUGGCAACGAUGGAAACGAUGACGACGAAGAGGAGAAACGUGGAAAACAUGGUGGCAAUCAUGGUAGUGAAGGUAAAAACGACAGUGGUCUGUUUGGAAUUGACAGAAGAAACAGAGGAACGGCUGGAAAGACGCGUGAAGACGAAGGUAAAACGGACAGGAUGCAUGAAAACAACGGUGAAAACGAGGGAAAAGCCAGUAAGAUGGGCGGACAAGGCGGAGGUAAUAGAAAAAAAGGGGGCAUUUUCAGUAUGUUUGGACGUCACAGAGGAAACAGAGGAAUGGGCGGAAAGAUGGAUGACGGUGAUGGUGAAAACGAGGGAAAAGCCAGUAAGAUGGGCGGACAAGGUGGCGGCAAUAGCCAAAAAAGGGGGAUGUUCAGCAAGUAUGGACGAGGAAACCAUGCUUAAUCACAACUCCAUGUGAUAGCUUCCUGUCCCGGGACAUAAAUGCAUGAAACAAGUUGCUUAAUUAUUCCUUAAAUGAAAUCAAUAUAUGACAGAAUAUGCCGCUUUUAUUAUAUAUCUUCGACCAUGAAAUAAGCUGAUAAAGUUGCUUGUGUGAUAAAAAAAAUGUCUAAAGGGCUAUAUCUCGUCCCAUAGUCUUACUGAAGCGUCAUACGUUGUCUAUAUGUUUACAUUCGGAUACACUAUACCAAGAAAUGAAUUGUAAAUCUCUCCUGACAAGAUAUCUGUGCAUGUGUGUUUAGGGGAGUUGUUUAUGUCAUGGCGAAUAGGCGGUUCAUUGACAAUAGAGCAGUACUGUCAUAACAAAUAAAAACAUAUUUUUUCUGAA
Messenger RNA from Haliotis rufescens (red abalone), 1072 nucleotides. RefSeq names its product N66 matrix protein-like. The record is from RefSeq and is a predicted model, not a curated record. NCBI's taxonomy places the organism in Eukaryota, Metazoa, Mollusca, Gastropoda, Lepetellida, Haliotidae. The transcript has 4 exons. Bases 184 to 687 code for a protein of 167 amino acids.